UGAGAACACAGUGGCAACUAUAGUCGGUGACUUAAGCUUUACAGUGAUGGGUUCGCAACUGUCACUUCGAAAACAAAAUGCGUGGAAUCGUACAUUCUGAUAGUGGAAUUCGUUAGAGUGAUAUAUCAUCUUCAGAAUUUUAUCAAUAAAUUGAUUUAUUUUAUUUGACUAUUAUUACAGUGUAUUUAAUUGUUAAUCGUAAACUUGUAAAAGAACGAAUUGAAAUAAAUAAUCGUCAUGGCUAAAACGAAAUCUUCCGAAAUAGAAGAAGGAUCAAUGGGUUUCAAGGAUAAACAAAAAGCUUUGGAUACGUUGAAAUUUCUCGAUGGUCGUGACAUAAGCUAUCAAUAUCAUGUUAUAACCAGCUUCGUUAGUCGUGUUAAAAGAACAUUACAAAUAACGAAGGACGAAGAUAAAUUAUCCAAUUUACGGGAUGCAUUGAAAAUAUUUGAAGAUUGGUUAAUCGAUUAUAAAGAAAAUAAUCGUGGAAAGGAAAAUCUUGCAUAUUUAUCGAUCGAUACGAUACAAGCUUAUAGAUCACUUGCUAAAAGAUACGAUGUAAUCGACGAUGAAUUUUACUUAGCAUACAAAAAGGAAAAAGGAGAUUACAAAAGUUUACGUACAUCAAAAUUACAAAAUAAUGGAAUAACAUGGGACAUCGAGAGAAAUCGUAGAUUGAAAGAGAUCAUAGCUAAUAUUAGAGACAAAAAUAUUCAAUGGUAUGAGACAGAUGUUGGUGAUUUAAGAGGACUUCCAACGAAGGAACAUGUACGAUGCAUUAUGUUAGGAUACAGUCCGGAUCCGACUAAGUUGAAAAAAUUGAUCACAGACGUGGAAUCCAAAAUUGGUGUUAUGGAUGAUGUAGAUAUGGAAAUAGAGGAAGAAGAAAUCAUGAAGAAAAAGACGCAGAAGAGAAGCCAUGACAAGGACACAUCGAGUAGCGAAAGUGAUUCUAACGAGCCCGAUAAAAAAGUUGCCAAGUUAUCUGUUGACGCUGAACAAGAGAAAAAGGAAGAUGGUGGACUUAGUUUUAAAGAUAAGGACAAAGCUUUGCAGAGUAUUCAAUCACUUGAAGGACGUGAUUUGAGUUAUCAGUAUCAUGCAAUUGUUGGUUUGGUUAAAAGAGCCGAAAGGGUAAUAUCCUGUACGAAGGAUAUUAAUAAAAUUAAGAAUAUGAAGGAAGCUGUUCAGAUUUUUGAGGAUUGGAUUACCGAUUAUAAUUUAAAUGGUAGAUCGAAAGAUAAUUUUAAUUAUUUAUCGAUCGACAUUAUUCGUGCUUUUGAACCUCUCGCUGAAAAAUAUGAUAUCGAGGAUAAAGAAUUUUUCAAGGCAUACGAGGAAGUAGAUGGAGAUUAUAAGAAAUUGAGGACGGUCAAAAUCCCGGAAUCCGAUUUAACGUGGGAUAGAAAAAGAAAUAAGUUUCUUCGGGCACUAGUAGAUCGUAUGAAAGAGGAAGAAGAUAAUUUUUGGUUUCAAAUUGAUGGAGAUCUUAAAAGUUUACCGACUAAAGAACACACGCGGUGUAUCAUGUGGGCUUACAGUCCCGAUCCUACGAAAUUAAAAAAACUUAUGUCCAUAGUUAAAGAAAAAUUCACGUCUAUAGAAUAAUAUACCAUAACUAAUUAUUUAUCCAGUAUAUCUAAUUAGUUAACGCAUUAAAAUAUAUUUGUUAUACUAAAUAUCAUACACAGUAUAUAUUUAUAUACUAUACGAUAUUAUAUUACAUAUGUGUAUACAACUAAUUACAAAAAAAACAAAAAAAACAAAUAAC
This is a messenger RNA of Polistes dominula (European paper wasp), 1771 nucleotides long. RefSeq names its product Uracil-DNA degrading factor (gene Ude). The record is from RefSeq and is a predicted model, not a curated record. Lineage: Eukaryota; Metazoa; Arthropoda; Insecta; Hymenoptera; Vespidae.